Molecule: messenger RNA, 2334 nt
Organism: Amaranthus tricolor (Joseph's coat)
Lineage: Eukaryota; Viridiplantae; Streptophyta; Magnoliopsida; Caryophyllales; Amaranthaceae
Exons: 3
Coding region: 1-2334 (777 amino acids)
Molecular function (GO): zinc ion binding; nucleic acid binding
Source: RefSeq, a predicted model, not a curated record
AUGGGUGAUAAUCAGUCCAAUGCCGAAAUGUUAAAAGUAAUCGUGGAUCAACUUCAUGUAAUGCACGAUGGAAUGAAUAGGCAUGAAACAAGGAUGGAUGCCAUUGGAGAGACGUUGCUUAGAGUGGGUGGAAGGGUAGAGGAAUUAGAGAAUUCCACUACCACCCAUGGCGAGUCCCAUUUUCGUAACAAUCAAGAAGAUAGAAGUUUCAAACUAGACCUUCCUGAAUUUGAUGGUUCUAGUGAUCCGGAGGUUUUUUAUGAUUGGGUACGAAGAUUAGAGAAUAUUUUUGAGUAUAAAAAGUAUGAUGAUGAUAAGAGUUGUAAAAUGGCUACUCUUAAAUUGACAAAACUUGCUGGGCUUUGGUAUGAUAACCUCAAAGCCAAGAGAAGGAGAGAAGGGAAAGAAAAGAUUGCAUCUUGGGAAAAACUCAAGAAGAAAACGGAGCAACGUUGGGUCCCACGUGAAUAUGUGCAGGAUCAAUAUGUCAAAUUAACUCGCCUAAAUCAAGGUAAGCGUAAUAUUGAUGAAUAUGUACGUGAGUUUGAGAAACUUAGCUUGGUGUGUGACAUACAAGAGAAGGAACCACUCAAAAUUGCGCGUUUCACAAAGGGGCUUUCUAAACCAAUCUCUAAUAAGGUGGAUCUUCUACCUUAUUCCACUUAUGAUGAGGUUGUGAAGGCUGCUAGGAAGGUUGAAGCACAAAACAAAGAGGAGAAGCCGAAGAAUGCUCCAAGACCCCCUUUUAGAGCGUUCUCUUCCGCGGGAAAAGUUGAUUCUUUUCCUAGCCCUUCUAAAUCAACUGUUCCUACUAACCCUUCGAAAACUUAUGGAGGAAAACCAGAUUUCAAGCAAGAUGCAUCCAAAAGAACUUGUUACAAGUGUCAUGACAGAGGACAUAUUGCUAGUGAAUGUCCAAAACGGAAUACACUUACUAUUCAAGAAGGAGAGUGGGGUUCCGAAGAAGAGGAAGAGGAGGAGGAAUAUGAGGAAUAUGGUGCUGAAGAAAAUGACGCUCCAUUAUGUGGUGUUGUGAGAAGACUUCUACAUUCCGAACCUCUCAAAGAUAUGCAACAACGAGAGAACCUUUUUCAUACUAGAUGCAAGGUUCAAGACAAGGUUUUUGAUGUGAUUGUUGAUGGAGGAUCAUGCACGGAUGUGGCCUCAACUGAACUUGUAAGUAAGCUUAAAUUACCUACACGAAAUCAUGCUAAACCUUACAAGUUAAAUUGGCUGGAUAAUGACACCGGUUUAAAGGUUAAGAAACAAGCACUACUUUCAUUCACUAUAGGAAAUUUUUAUGAUGAACGUUGGUGUGAUGUUUUACCUAUGAGUGCGUGUCAUAUUUUGCUUGGUAGACCAUGGCAAUUUGAUAGAAAAGCUAUUCAUGAUGGUGUUUCUAAUGUCUAUACGGUCACUACCAAAUUAGGAAAGAAGAUUAGGUUGUUACCUUUGCCCCCUAAGGUUGAACCUAUGGUGGAAAAGAAACCAAACUUCCUUAUGUCUAGGAAGGAGUUUGAGGAAGAAUGCGUGAUAGAAGGAGGAGGGUUUCUGCUUAUUGUAAAGCCCAUUGUUGAUGAUGUUUCUCAUGUGGCUAACUCUAUUCCGUUGAGAAACUUGCUUAAAGAAUUUGCAGAUGUGUUUCCCGAUGAUUUGGCUAAAGGGUUGCCUCCAUUUCGUGGUAUUGAACAUGCAAUUGAUUUGGUACCGGGAGCCUCAUUACCAAACAAGGCAGCCUAUAGAUGCAAUCCCGAGCAAGCUAAGGAGUUGCAAAGACAAGUUGAAGAACUCAUGGAAAAGGGCUAUGUGCGUGAAAGCCUUAGUCCAUGUGCGGUGCCUGCCCUUUUGGUGCCAAAGAAAGAAGGAACUUGGAGGAUGUGUAUUGAUAGUCGUGCCAUCAACAACAUAACUAUUAAAUAUAGAUUUCCCAUGCCAAGGCUACAAGACAUGCUUGAUGAAUUAAAUGAUAUUCUAGUAAAUAGUAAAACUGAAAAUGAGCAUUUGAUACAUUUGAGAGUUUUACUUCAGGCAUUGAGAGAGCAUAAAUUGUAUGGAAAAAUGGAAAAAUGUACUUUCAUGUGUAGUAGUAUUUCUUUCCUAGGCUACAUUGUUUCAAGUGAAGGAGUACAGGUUGAUCCCGAGAAGGUGAAAGCUAUCUCAACAUGGAGGGUACCCAAAGAUGUUCAUGAGGUUAGAAGUUUUCAUGGACUAGCUUCAUUUUACCGAGUCUUCAUCAAGAACUUUUCCACUCUUAUGGCGCCUUUAACGGAGCUGUUGACGAAAGGUGCAACUUUCAAUUUGAAUAAGGCACAAUUGCCUGAAAUGGGAAGUUGA